AUGGUCACCUUCUCCAUUCCUGGCGACGAUGUCGUCGAACCUACUACCAAUGGUACUCCUAGAUCUCGACCUCCGCUACCAUUUGCAAAGCGCGCGUAUGCUACUGCGUCACCUUUUGGUAGUUCUUCCGCAAAGCGCCUGGGGACGCCUCAUACUUCAUCAGCUAGGAAGCUGUUGACGACCCGCGACGAGGCCCCAGCCAGCAGUCUCAACCAAAGUUCCAUCGCCACGGCACGAAAUAUCUUUCGAGCAUCCACCAUCACAGAAAGCCCACCUACUUCUUCGUUCUCCCCGAGUAUCCCCAAUAGCACGAUGAAAAAGGUCUUUGCUCCUGGUGCUACUCCAGAGCCGUCGCGAAUGUACCGCAACUCCAUCGCACAGGCCACGCCCCGCGGCAUGGCGGCCAAGACUACAAACAAGGAACUGUUCCCGAUGCGCAUUGCUUCCCCCCCGCCAGAGUUGACGGGUGAGGUAUUGACCCAAAAGGUUCCCAAGGAGUGGAACGCCAAGGGCUCCAUCUACGCGGACCAGUUCCUAGCACAUCUUUGCCCCCCCGAACUCGAUGAAGAGCAGCGCCGCCAAUUCUUCUGUGUUCUCGAUUUAAGGCGGCUGAAAUAUGCUGCAAACGAGAUCUUUGCCAGAAAAGAUUGGAAGUUGAACGUCAUCAAUUUUGCAAAGGAGUUUGAGAAGAGCCGAAGCAUCAUUCUUCUUCGAUAUGGCUUGUACGAAUUCCAGAACGUCAAGCCAUCCAAAGAUGUCCUCAAGAGGUGGCGUCGUGAGCAUGGUCUGCCGGAGCCAGAGGACGAAGAAGAAUCCGAGGCGACCCCUUCGAAGACCGCCCCAUCCAAGAAGCGAAAGGCUACCGAAGACUACUCAGAAACGCCGGCCUCGAAGGGCAAGCGUCGAGCUGUGGGCGACGAUUCUGAACCCGUGGUAGCCCCUGUUGCGACCACUCCGGCCCCCUCCGUCGGCAAGAACAAGAGGAAGGCAUCGGUGAGCGAGGAACAGCCCUCAAAGAUGCAGAAGCCGACUCCUUCGUCUGCCAAGUCGCUAUUGGAGAAGAUUACCAAUAAUACCAAGACUGCUGAAGGGUCAACUGCUGCUCCCGCGCCGAAGCCGAAGCCCUUCAGUGCCAACAAACCAGCGGCAAGCAGCAGCUUGGCUCGCACUGUCUUCACCAAUUUGAAGCCUCCUGGUACUCAGGCGGGCCACGGAGGCGCUGGGAGCAACAUUUUUGGCUAUUUGUCAGAUGCCAGCUCCGCUAAGAACAGCGGCGUCGAUGCUGAUGCCGAGAGUGAAUCCGACUCGGACCAGGAUGGUAGCCAAGAGGCUGGCCAAAGUGAUGAGCCUAGUGUUGUCGCUAGUGGCGCUGGAGAUACUGGAUCGCAGAUUGGAGCCAGCUUGUUCGAUCGGGUUACAAAAGGAAGCGAUGGUCAGCCCAUCCGUAUUGAGGAGAAGAUCGAGGUGUCCGAACCUGAGCCAGAGUCGGAAGCCGUUUCUGAAGCCGUUUCUGAGCCAGUCUCGGAGAAGCCGGCCGUUACAGACCAGACUUGGAAUCCAUCGACCACGCCCAUCAAAUUUGCGCCAUCUUCUACUCCUGCCGCUGCUGGUUCCGUUUUUGGCACUUCGGGGGCUAACUCUGGAAGCACCAUCUUUGCUCCCAAGGCGACUGCGGCGUCCAAUUUCUUUGGUACCACAAAGAAGGAGCAGCCAGCUGCCAAGGAGUCGUCGACGGGGGCCAAUGCGAGUGAUGGCGGCGAGUCGGACAAGGAGAACGAGUCGCAAUCGUCUAAAAAGAGCCUCUUUGACACCAAGCCCGCGGCAGCACCAUCACCUUUUGGCUCGUCACUUCAGUCUAAGCCAGCCGCAGCCGAAGUACCAAAAGCUGCUGAAGCCCCCAAACCGGUCGCUAAUCUCUUCGCAGCCAAGCCUGAUGCUGCGAGGCCUGCCGAGACGACAACAACAACCAGCGCAUCCAACCUGUUUGGUCAGGUCAGCAAACCUGCCGAGUCAACCUCAUCCACCCUGUUUGGAGCCAAACCCAACGAGCCUGGGAAAGUUGCAACUGCUGAAGGCCCCAAGCCCGCAGCCAGUCUGUUUGGCAAUACUUCUUCUUUUACAGCCGCGCCUGCAACAGGCAAUGCUGGAACUCUCUUCGGAUCCAAGCCUGCCAGCACUGCCAGCGGCAUUUUUGGAGGUGGUGCCGCGACUCCCACUACACAGCCGCAGCAAUCUUUGUUUGGAGCCGCGCCCGCAGCCACGACCGACUCAACUGCUGCCAAGGCAGACACGCCGAAGCCAUUUUUCAAUUUUGGUGGCAGCAAUACCGGGGCUCCAUCUGCGACUGCAUCCAAGCCUCAGUUUAGCCUGCCACAGUCACCUCCCUCUGGCGCUUCGGGAAACAAUAUGUUUGGUAGCCCCAUGAAACAGGAUGACCCGUCUCCCGCUAAGAAGAAGAUAUUUAAUGGUGGUAAUGCGGACGGAAGCUCAGCUCCUUUGUUCAAUUUUGGUGCUACCAGCCAACCGCCAGCCUCUACGUCUGGUAUCUUUGCGGCAUCAUCAGCACCUGCGCAAAAUGGUAGCACCGCCAGCGCCGCCCCCAUCUUUGCUGGUGCAUCGUCAAACACUGGUUCCGGCUCAGCCGGCUUCACCUUCAACUUUGGCGGCGCGAGUACCGACGGAGCAGCAAAGGGCAGCUUCAACAACCCCUUUUCCUCGGCAGGCGGCAACAACGCUACGGCGGCGGCUGCGCCUGGUUCCGGGGCUACCUUUCCCUUUGCCGCUGGAUCUACGCCUGCUGGAACUUCUCCCUUUCAGUUUGGUGGCAGCAGUGGCAACGCAUCCACGUCAACUGGCACCGGUGGCCUGGUGUUCGGAGCAAACCAAGGUACCAACAAUGCAGCUCCCAUAUUUGGUGGCGCCUCGGGAUCUGGCAGCGCUCCUUCUUUCAAUUUCUCGGCUGGAGGCGCCGCGCCACAGGGGACUGGUUCCGUGUUUGGUUCCAACCAAGCUGUCCCGGCCUUCAACCUCCAGCCGCCAGCUGGUGGAUCUACAACCACCGGAACCAACUCUCCGUUGAACUUCGGGGGCGGCUCAAGCUUGGCCACAACGCCGGCUGCUGGGACUCCGGAGCCCUCAACGCAAGCAGACACAGCCAAGGAUGGCGAAGCGACCAACGAAGAUGGCGAGAAACACGAGCAGAUUAACCUAACGGACGGCGUCAACGACGACGAGGAAGUACGCCAUGAAGUUCGAGCCAAGGUUCUCAAGUUUGUUCCCGCAUCUGAGAAGUCGGAUGAGGAUAAGCCCAAGUCGAAGAGCCCUUGGUCCACGCAGGGAGUAGGACAACUGCGGCUGUUGCAGCAUAAAGAGACAAAGCUUGUCCGACUACUGUUGCGUGCGGAACCGCGUGGCCACGUGGCUCUCAACCGUGCACUGCUGCCAAACUUGACAUACAAGGCCGAUGAGAAGUAUGUCAAACUGACAACGUCAAACGAGAAGGGAGAUGGGUUGGAGACGUGGAUGAUUCAGGUCAAGACAAAGGACCUUGCCAAGGAAUUGGCAGAGUCGCUGGAGAAGAAUAAGGAAGCCAAUAAGAAGUAA
Metarhizium robertsii ARSEF 23 is the source of this 3603-nucleotide messenger RNA. Its product is annotated as RNase3 domain protein. Bases 1 to 3603 code for a protein of 1200 amino acids. Gene Ontology annotation, biological process: intracellular transport. The transcript is spliced from 2 exons. Lineage: Eukaryota; Fungi; Ascomycota; Sordariomycetes; Hypocreales; Clavicipitaceae. The record is from RefSeq and is a predicted model, not a curated record.